Recurvomyces mirabilis is the source of this 1065-nucleotide messenger RNA. RefSeq lists its product as uncharacterized. Gene Ontology annotation, molecular function: nucleic acid binding. The transcript has a single exon. The record is from RefSeq and is a predicted model, not a curated record. Gene Ontology annotation, cellular component: nucleus. Bases 1 to 1065 code for a protein of 354 amino acids. Lineage: Eukaryota; Fungi; Ascomycota; Dothideomycetes; Mycosphaerellales; Teratosphaeriaceae.
AUGCCUUCGUUCGUAAUGGAAGAGGCGCACCUAGUACCGCCUCACACGGUCACAUUCUACCAUUACAAGCAGGUCUGGUACCGUGGCGCGUUGAGAUCCAUGCUUAGGGAGAAGUAUGGGAAUGAAAGAAAGGCCUACUAUGACACCUACCAACCAGCACAGGCACCAACAGACUCGAGGAUCCUUGCCUGUCAAAAAAAUAGCAUGGCGCUCCUUCGCAAGGACGAAAGAAGAAUGAUGUGCCAAUUUUGGGAUGCUAAAGGACGGUGCGCAAUCCUAGAGUGGCUUCAACGCCGUUUGGCUGCAGCGAAUGAGCCCGACCCUUACCUCGCAAAUGGAGCCCACGAAGAUCCAGUCUUGGUCUCGAUCGACUUCGAGAGUACUACUUGGUACGAAUGCGGUAUCAAGGAGUUCGGCGUCAUCACGUUGGACACACGAGAUCUGUUCCAAGCAGGAGAUCACCUGCCCACGCUCCACAGCUUGAAUUAUAUCUUCAGCAAACAUUGUAGCCGAAGGAAGUUCCUUUUCGGCGACUCGCAACGCUUGGGAAAGGAGUGUAUACGUGAUCUUAUCGUGGACAGCCUUACUAUCCCGGAGACGCUGCCGGGCAUGUCUGGAGUCCGUCGCGUCAUACUCGUCGGUCAUGGGAUCGGCAACGAGCUACGAUGUAUGCAAGACCUGGGACUUCCGCUCCACUCUCAGCCCAUGGUUGUCGGCGCGAUCGACACGCUUAAGCUGGCUGCGGACGUCUUGGGUCGAUCAUUCUCGCUUGAACGGCUCGUCAUGCGCCUAGGCAUCUCCUUAAACCGCAAUCUCGCAGGAGCGGCAGAUCAACUGCAUUGCGCCGGAAAUGAUGCGAACUACACGUUGAGGGUGUUGCUUGCUUUGCUAGAGAUCCAGCUGCAGAAAAUGUUCGAGCCAAAGAGCCCACCAGCUGUUGCGGCUUGCGUGACUCUCGGUGCCAUAGCCCGGGCUGGUAUACCGACCAUGCCGUCCUAUUUAGCCAGGGAGGAUGAGGAUGAGAGCGAUUUUGAAUUGGGCGAGACGUUCAUGGAGCAUGACUGA